Molecule: messenger RNA, 1152 nt
Organism: Umbelopsis ramanniana AG
Lineage: Eukaryota; Fungi; Mucoromycota; Umbelopsidomycetes; Umbelopsidales; Umbelopsidaceae
Exons: 2
Coding region: 35-1096 (353 amino acids)
Biological process (GO): cell differentiation; regulation of transcription by RNA polymerase II
Molecular function (GO): RNA polymerase II cis-regulatory region sequence-specific DNA binding
Source: RefSeq, a predicted model, not a curated record
AUUUGUUUUUCCACUCUUUACCCAUUUCUUAAUCAUGGAAAGAACAGCGUCUUCAGACCGCAGAGACUCCCUAUCCAUCUCUGCUAUUCUCAAUGAAGAUUCUGUGGAACCGAAAGGUCAAAUGAUGGACAUAAUAUCGGAUAGUAAACGAAAGCGAUAUACAUGGCCGGGGUGUUCCAACAACAGCAUCUUACACCCACUAGGUUCAUUUCAGCCUAACGUCGAAGAGCCUAUGAAUAUAGUGCCAGUACCAACCACUUUACAAUCCCCACCUCGAUAUGUCACAUCGAAAUCGGAUAGCAACCAAAUUCUCGUACCCGAAGAAGCCACCAUCCGACAGCUCCCUGAUGGGUUUGUCGUAUGUGGAAUUACUAAAGGGAAACGUAAGCGGAUAUCACCAGAACAACUCAAGGCUUUACUGGAAGUUUUUGAACAAACGGAUACCCCAAGCUCCCAAUUACGAGAAGAGUUGGCCGAACGAUUAAAUAUGAGCAAGCGUGAAGUUCAGGUAUGGUUUCAAAAUCGCAGGGCCAAGGCCAGUAGGAUGAGAAAUAAUUCUCAAGAUCCGUUCGAAAAAAGUACGAAACACCGCCGCAAAUCCACCAGUAGUGGCUCGUUUGGCAUUCCAAAUACAUUUGUACCUCCCCCAUUUCCCGCCAAUCCAGCCAUAAUCAAUGACCAUCGUCCCAGACGUUAUUCAGCUGUGCCGGUUUUGCAAACAGUGGCCAGGCCAUUUACCAACAUUCAAAGCCUGAGACCUAAUCCUGCGGUAUUUGGAAUCCCUCAUCCUCCAGCUGUACCUCAAUUUACCAAUGCAUGGGCUCAUGACAAGAAGCAGCAGCGUAAUUUACCACACACUAGUACCGGAAGCGUCAACAACUCGUUUCCCAAUAUUGCACCAAAGCCAAGUUCUAUCUCCCCAAUGCAAGAUGUGCGCAUGUCGACGCCUCCGACACGACCCAGGCCGUUUCAGCCUAAUCAUGAAUCGUCCUAUCCCUCAGAAAUGACAGAACAUAAAAAUUCCCCCAUAAGCAUGCUAGCGUCUGCCGCAGAGUUCGUAAGCUCCAAAGAUGCUGCACACCCUGUAACUUGUUAAUAAAUACGUAAACAUUUCCCAUCCUAUUGUAUUUUUGUUGCAUCGACGUAGACCGG